AUGUCAUUAGUACAAAAUUCGUCGACCAUUUUUGGAGAACGCCAAGAUCUACAUGCAUCACUUAAAUCUCUGAGAUCAGCAAAUCGAACAAACGAACAAGAGGGGGCGACAGGAGAGACUCUGGCCAGAAAGUCAAAUGCUGCUCUUUCAAAAGUUUACCGUCCAAAGCUUGACUUGCUAUCUGCAGCCUCGCUAAACGAAAUAGCACAGCCAACCAUAAAGACCAAAAGCAUAUCGAUGAUCACAAGCGAUGAUUUGAGAAUCCUUCAAGAUACUUUCAAGGAGGCUGACACUAACCUUAAGAGGGCAAUCUCGUCCACCAAGGCAGACUUUAUGAGAUGGAUGACCAUCGAUAUAGAUCUCUCAUCAAAGCUUGCGACGAAUUUGGCGUACAAGAGGCAGAAAACAGGUCUUUUCUGA
Molecule: messenger RNA, 420 nt
Organism: Mitosporidium daphniae
Lineage: Eukaryota; Fungi; Microsporidia
Exons: 3
Coding region: 1-420 (139 amino acids)
Source: RefSeq, a predicted model, not a curated record